Molecule: messenger RNA, 5763 nt
Organism: Notolabrus celidotus (New Zealand spotty)
Lineage: Eukaryota; Metazoa; Chordata; Actinopteri; Labriformes; Labridae
Gene: vegfba
Product: vascular endothelial growth factor Ba
Exons: 8
Coding region: 880-1668 (262 amino acids)
Biological process (GO): positive regulation of mast cell chemotaxis; positive regulation of angiogenesis; induction of positive chemotaxis
Cellular component (GO): membrane
Molecular function (GO): chemoattractant activity; growth factor activity; heparin binding
Source: RefSeq, a predicted model, not a curated record
AAAUGAGGAAACCGAUCACAGCAACUAAUGAGGACUGCUACCUCUCCAAACCUCUCUGUGUCUGUCUGCUGCUCUGCCGGCUCCGCUGGACCUGCGCUGCCAUGUCAGUGCAGGAUGUCACUCUAGCCAUGUUUUUAAGAGGAUAAAAACAGGGAAGAUGCGCCAGGAGGGGAAACGUCACAUUUUCAGAGGGAGCGACAGUGUGGAGAGACUGUGACCGAGCCGGGGAGACGAAUAUGCGGCACGUCGGUCCACAGCAGCGAAUAUUUACCGGAGAAAAUAUUCUUUAACAAGGUGGAAAUUUUUGUAAGCCACACAGAGGAUUUUAUUAUCGCAGUACGUUUCAACGGGAAUUUGGAUGAGCCUCCUGUCACGCCACCCCGGACCCCCAGACUGGUUUCAUAGGAUCAAGACCAAUAGAUUGAUCCUGCCCUAAAAUCCAUGAAGGAAGACAUAACUCAAAGUUUAAAUAAGUCUCAUUCAAAUAUCAGGAUCCUGAGGUCCCGCUGCCCUGGCUGGAUAUUGAAUAGGUACCACUUACUAUUAUUGUGUAGGCUAUAUGAGAAAAUUCUGAAGGGGGGUUAUUCCAGAUCAGCCUGUGACUCUACUAAUUGAUAUCACAAAGUCACAAUCGAGUUUAGAUUGGCUCCUGGCGUUAUCAAGACAACCUUCUAGUCUCUAAUACAGCAACACAAAGUUAUUAAUCCAACAUUGAGGAUGCCACCCUGGGUGUCCUUACAAGGAAGGGAGACUGUAGAAUGAAAGCGGGAUUUCUGCGUAUUUGAUCGGACACAGAGCUGAAGGAAGGACACAGCCGGACCUUCUUCUUUUGGAUUGGUCCAAAAAAUAUUUUUUGUGUGCCCCUUGGACUCCUGCACAAUGGGGAUUAUGCUUCAAGUUAUUCUAGGAAUGUUUCAAUUCCUGCUGCUCACCAGAAUACCGACGUCCCAUGCCAAGCUCGCUCACUGGCGGCCAGCAGACUCCCCAAAGUCCAGGGAAGGUCGAGAAGUGAGGCGGUGGUUGGAGGUUUAUUCUCGAAGUGGCUGUGAGCCUCGGGACACUCUGGUCGAGGUUUGGCGGGAGUUGCCAGGGGAGACCCACCAUCUCUUUGUCCCAUCCUGUGUGCCAGUGAGGCGAUGUGGCGGCUGCUGCACGGAUGAGGCCCUGGAGUGUGUUCCAAUACUCACACACACACUCACCAUGGAGCUGAUGAGAACGUCCUUCAUGAAACACGAGCUUAUUGAGCUGCCUUUCAUCGAGCACAGCCAGUGUGAGUGCAGAUUAAAAGAAGAACUUCAGUCAACACCUACAGCAAGGCCUUUAGUGAAGCCAACAAGAAAAGAAAAGAAGAAGGAAAGAGGGAAGUCCAGGCAUAAGACACCUGAAGCCACCAGAGCUGUGACCCUUACUCUCCCAACUCUCCCUCCUCCAUCCUCGCCUCCUCCUCCUUCACCCCCUCCGACUAGCUUCUCUCCCUCUCUCUCUCCACCUCCUUCUCCAUCGCCAUUGCCAUCUCAGAGGCCUAGUUGUCGCCCCUGCAGAGGGAGGAAGUGGGCUUUGGAUGAGACGUCUUGUCAGUGUCGCUGCACCAUCAGAGCCGAGAGCUGCAGUCGGAAAAACCGGAAGCUCAACCAUCAACGCUGCAGGUGUGAAGCCAUGAGAACUUGAUGUGUCCAUCCACUUCCCUUCUCUUCCUUUCCUCCACCAACCCUGCAGAUUCACCACCCACUCUCAGCAUCAGUGCCAUGAAGCACACAGAUUAACAUCCAGGACCUCAGACAAUUAUUGGAAGUGUUGAUAGAAGCACACGAGAACCUGUAGUAGCACUCUAGCUUAGUUUCAAGUGCAGCUUUACAGCCUGAAAAUAGAUCUACAUAUGUGUGUGUGUGUGUGUGUGUGUGUGUGUGUGUGUGUGUGUGUGUGUGUGUGUGUGUGUGUGUGUGUGUGUGUGUGUGUGUGUUUGUUUGUGUGUGUGUGUGUGUGUGUGUGUGUGUGUGUGUGUGUGAACAGCCAAACAAUGUAUCAUCCCUUGUCUGUCCACAUGCAUGUACAGACAUGUAGAGCUAAAAAAAACACAUCCCAUGAGUGGAGGGAAUGUAAGAAUGAAAUGGCAGCACACAGUGGUGUUUAUGAGAGACUAAAUCUUUCUUGGAGUAAGCAGUUGAGUGUGUGACUGCUCUGCUGCGGUUUGGAGGUUGGAGAACUAUGAGUGCUUCUGGUCUGCAGUUAAAUUUGUAGAUACAAGAGAACAAUAGAAACACUCUUAAUCUAUGGCUAAACAAGAACAAAGGAAAUGAGGAGGAUUGGAUUUCAGUGGAAGUUUUUCUUUUCUUCUUUAAGGACAAGUUGCACAUGGAGGCUGAUUCCAGGUUGAAAUAAAGGCCACUUUUUGUGCAGAUGAUCUAAACAUGGCCACAGAUGACAGAUGGACACUUCCACAAGGACAUGGGACAUGCACAUGAACUGGCACCCCAGUGUGCGUGGACCUAUAGUCUCACUGAAUGCUGGGAGGUGAGUGUAUCUGUGUGGUCUCCGCACUGAAAGACCCAGAUGGGAUAUCCCUGCAGCCGUUCUCUCUCAUUCAAAGUGUCUGACCACGGGGCUGGCUCUCCAAGCCGAUUUCCAGCAUUUGUUUAAUUUGGGCCUUUUGUCUCCAUCGUUCUUGGGCUCCUGGACUGAAAGCAGUCGCUUUGCCUCUCUUUGCGUCUCUUUUAGGCAGUGAGGAGAAUGACAAUAAUGAGGGGGCUGGCGGCUGUCCACUGCUUCACACACAAACAUUCACACUUAUAAUGCCAGGAACACAGGCGACACUGCUAAUGCAGACACACACAGGCUCACACGCUCUGUGCUAUAGCAGGCACACAUACAUAUUUACACACAUCAUGCAAUGUGAAAUGAAUGCAGGUAGCCAUAAGCUUUUGUUUUUACUGCGUAUAAGUCAAUAGUUUAUACUUGCAAUUUACUGUAAAGUCUUCAUUUGAUAUUGUAUUAUAUGCCUCUGUUUUAUAUUUUAUUAUAAUUGCGUCAAGAUGAUUGAAAAGAUAUUGUGUAUAUUGCAGAAUGUGUCUUUGUUUUGAUAGUGUUCAUCUUUAAUCCGUCUGCAUAAAGAGUCACACUGGGUGGCCGGCUAUGAACACAGUCAGCAUCCAAACCGAUACCCAAAUGUAUUGAAUUCAAACAGAGAGGGCUCACACAGGCCACAAACAGGAGACUAUAUACAUUAUAAUGUGUAACUCAAACAAUCAGUGGGGCAGUGUUGUCUGCCGCAGCACACACAAACCAAGCAAACAGCCUUUCCCAGUGCACUGAAAGGAAAACAUGGCUGUUUUUGUUGCAUGUUAGAGCCGGGAUGGAGAGAGUAUUAUUCAUUUGGAACAUAACUUGUUUAUAUUCUGACUGAAUCUCACGGUUUAACUCCAUGUUAGUUCAUGACUGCUUGGCUGCUGGGUGGGCACAGGGAUUUGAACUGUGACCGUUUCAGAAAGGAUGAGGUCUGGAGCAGCUUGUCAGUCGGCAAGCGGGCUAAAUCCAGAGCUCAGAGGACCCAUUAUGGCAGGUCACACAGUUUAAGCACAUUUUUUACUCUCAUUCAAACCUUUGUUUUUGUCCCGUGGCAUCUGAGCUACAUGACAAACAGUAGCUUUGAAAGUCCAUGAUUCAUGGCCGUACUCUACCCCAGAUCCAUAGAUCCUGCUGAUUGACACAGCAGUCCAGAGUCUGAAUUAUUUGUGUCAGCCUUGAGCAAAAGAAGUGUGUUUCCGAGGCUGCUGUGAUAAGCUCUGUAUUUAUAUUUCCUGAGAUGAGAUUAUUUUUUUCACGCUGAGUCCAUUGUUCAGUGCUUGUUAUUACUGUCAAUCAAUGCUUCAAUCACUACCUCUAUAUCACGGCAUAUUAAUGACCAAGUAUAAGAGCAUUGUUGUUACUUUCUCUGUGUUAUUUCAGAGCUCUUGUAAGCAUACAUUUUUUUACAUUUAGCAAUAAGCAUAGUCUCUAGUGUCAUUUUGUGGAGCUAUAGCAGAUUUCUAGUGAUGAUCUCUAGUUUAGAGGAACCUAUAGGAGUUUUCUUUGUGUGUUUUCAAUAAUCUGAAGGGAAACUGUCUCACAAGAGGAGAACUGAACUGGUCCUCUGGGUACAGACCAGACACUGUGCAACAAUGUGGAAUAGGAGAGGAUUUCCCAACGCGUUUGUAGCUUUUAGUCUUUAGUUUCCUGCCUUGCUGAGAGAUGAGAUUGAUACCACCCUCAUGUCUUUUCUUUUAAGAGGCGCCAGUCAGUUAGCUUUGCUUAGCAUUAAUAUUGUAGCAGCACCCCAAAAAUCCACCAGUUGAUGAACUAGUCUCUUAAGAUAAGUGUGUUUAAAGACCAUAGUGUAAAAACUAAGUUUAAAAAGGAAUUAUGGGCAGAGAUGUUUGCUAGCUUGAACACUUUGCAGCUAUUUCUUAUCGUGCAUUUAUAAUGUUUGAACAUUUUACCCCCAAUGGUCAAGCUUUUCUUGGCGACAUUGAAUUUUGAACCAGGAACAAUUUGAUUUUAUAUACAGAUUCAAAAAACAAAAUGUAAAGUAUUAUUGCCAAUUAGCUUGAGAGGUGCUGUCAGGCACAUGUUGGUGCUUUUGUUCAUAGCAAGGUUAGCUGUUUCCUCUUGAUUUCAGUGUUUAUGCUAGGCUAAAUUAAGCUAACUGGUUGCUAAUGUGGCUUCGGUAUUUGCUGGACCGAUCUGGAGUAUUAUCAAGCUCCUCAUCUUACUUUUUGCAAGAAAGAGAAUGAACCCUUUCCUCAAAAUUUUAAAAUCCUUUAUAGUUUGAACUACCUUGCAGCUAUUUAUGCACCUGCAUUUAUGAUGAAUCAAUUUUUUCUUGUUAAUAUUUCAUUCUUUUGAACAAGCCAACAAAUGUUUUGGGAAACACGAGAGACUCAAGCCUCAGUGAACAGUGAAGCACAUGCUGUACAUUAGACACUUGGAGAAAAAAAUCUCUUGAAGGCAGAAGUGAAGGAGCAAAUUGACUCAGACUGAAAAGCUCCACUCAUGCAGACGUGCACAACAUAUCAAAGACAUUCCACCUGAAAGAGUUGUGCUGCUGAGAUAAGCUUUUUUUUGUGAGCCCCUGUGGCUCUUUAUGUGACCAAAUUUUUUAUUUCUAAGUCUGACCAAUAAAAGCAAAAACCUCAAAUUAAUUAGAAAGCAUUGGUGUCCCAGUUUGUCAACAUCACAACUCUAACUGAUAUACAUCUUGGACAUAUUAAUAUCUCAUUUAAAUGUCCUGAUACUGUGUCAGUGUUAAACAUCAGUCUGCUUUGUGUCUGCGCAAUCUACAGUACAGUGUACUAUAAAGCUAGCCAUGUCUAGCCUCCAGUGUCUUAGCCUAUAGAGACCCCUAACUAGACUAUAUAACAGUUUAUAAACUCUAAUAUCCAGCCAUGACCUUGUGUAUGACGUCGUGCAUACUUUAGAAAUGUAUUUGUACUUCAUUUUAGCUGUACCUUUGCAAUGAAUCCCUUCUCUGCAAAUACAUUAUACUACUGUAGCCUAUCUAUAAAGAAAAAACUACACUCUUUUUUUGCUGCUACACCAUUUGUGCCCUAUUAUCAUGUAUUUGUAGAAAACAAUGCAGUUUUAUGUUGUAUUAGUAUAUAAAUGCCAAUUAAUAGAUGUAAUGUCCCCAUUAAAGUGUACACUGCAUUGUCAAAUGUAUUGAAAUGAUACCAGGAUACAACCGUGAUGUUACAGAUGUUAUUAAAGGAAAUGUCUUAUUUUUCAUAUAAA